This is a messenger RNA of Dendrobium catenatum, 1175 nucleotides long. RefSeq names its product protein PAM68, chloroplastic. The record is from RefSeq and is a predicted model, not a curated record. The coding region runs from base 24 to 641 and encodes 205 amino acids. NCBI's taxonomy places the organism in Eukaryota, Viridiplantae, Streptophyta, Magnoliopsida, Asparagales, Orchidaceae. The transcript is spliced from 2 exons.
CUGCCAUAUCGAACUGGAACUCCAUGGCGAUAAGCCCACAUGCCAUCCUCAGCGCCUCAUCACAUAAGCCAACUAUGGGAUCCGUACUCCAUUUCCUGCUUCCCGCUCCUUUUCCCCGCAUCAAAUUCCCAUCUUCCUUUUCAUCCUCGUCUCGCACUAAAACCCUAAUCCUCUCUCCCACUGCUGCUCGGAAGACCCCGAGGGGAUUCGGCUCCACUAUCUCCUCCCAAAAAUCCAAGAAUAGAAAGCAAAAGAAGAGAUUGGGCCAAAUCGAUGAUGAAGAAGAAGAUGAUGAAGAUGAGGAAGAGAGAGACGAUGACGCUGGGACCAUCCCUGAGGUAGUGACGAAUCGAAUGAUGCAGCGGAUGGGGUUGUCGGUGGGCAUUCCGUUGGGCAUCGGACUUCUUUUUUUCCCAUUUUUCUACUAUCUGAAGGUGGCGGUGAAGUUAGAUGUGCCCAACUGGAUACCCCUCCUCGUCUCCUUUUUCUUUUUUGGGGCCUCUCUUCUUGGCGUCAGCUAUGGGAUCGUGUCUGCGAGCUGGGAUCCGCUUCGUGAGGGAUCUGUACUCGGAUGGAAUGAGGCGAGAAGGAAUUGGCCUGUGUUCUGGCAGUCCCUUCGGAGAGGCGAAGAUAAGAAGUAGCGCAUUCACGAUCUCAAUGGUUAGUUGUUGCUUGUGAGGGAAGGCGUGCAGCUAUGGAUGUAGAAAGUCGAAUUUUCUAUUGUUACAUGGGAAGGCUAUGUUCAUCUUGAUUGAUCGCUUCAGGCGCUAAUUACUUGUUGUAAAGGUUGGAAUUUCUUGCGGUUGCUUGUAGAAAAUUUUCAGUGCUUAUUUUGAUUUGGAGUUUGAAAUUUGAUAAUGGAAUUCUGCAAUGAGGAUGGUUAGAGAUCAGGAAUGGGACUGAAGCACACUUUGCUUGUUAUGAACAAUGGUGGUCCGGGAAAAGUUUAAUCCCUCCAAAAACUAUUUUUUCUUCGAUGGAGAUAACUGAUAUGAGGAGUGAAUGAUAUAUUGCCAGUGUUGCAUUGUGAUGAACAAAGAACAUGAGUCUGUGCGUGCUUUUUGCUCCAUUCCGAUACUGAACUCGCAGUGACGAACAGAUGUAUUGCUUGACUACUGUGUUUUUGUUACUAUAUUGAAUUAACAAUAGUUUCGGUGAAGUUUCUCGUUCCACAA